UGAAUGUUUAUAGAUCAGCCAUGCUGUUGUAUAAAAGCUGGGCUCCUGACGGAGAAGCCGAGCGCUGUGAAACAACCCAAGUCUACUUUGGCGUGUGCAGUCUGUUCAGCACCAUGGAGAGCGACCGUAUAUUCGCCGCCGUCUACCUCUCUAUCCUCCUGUCCCUGGCCAGCGGUUCUGACAGCUCGGAUUUGGAGACCAGAGCCCUGAGAGAUUUCUAUCCCAAAAAUUCAUAUCCUUCCAGCGAAAAGGAACUGCUCGGAGCGCUGCAAGAAGUCUUGGAAAAGCUGCAGACGAAACGGCUCCCAGCCUGGGAGAAGAAGUUUGGACAAGUCCCGCUGUGUGAUGUUGGGGAACAGUGUGCUGUCAGAAAAGGAGCCAGGAUUGGGAAGCUCUGUGACUGCCCCAGAAGUUCUGGCUGUAACUUCUUCCUGCUUAAAUGCUUGUAGAGAACCCAAGAUAUUUGCCAAUACCAUUUCUAUUUACAACAGAUAGAAGCAGAACAUGAAGACAUCUGGUGGACAUAUUUUACAUACAAGAUAUUGUCAGUGCUCCAUACUAUAAUAGUACAUAGACCUGUUCCUGUACAACUGCUUUGUUUUGUCUGUGUUUCACUGCUCCUGGAAAGACUGAAUCUACUAUUAAAUAUGUUAUCCUGGUUUUCUAACA
Molecule: messenger RNA, 669 nt
Organism: Stegostoma tigrinum
Lineage: Eukaryota; Metazoa; Chordata; Chondrichthyes; Orectolobiformes; Stegostomatidae
Gene: cart3
Product: cocaine- and amphetamine-regulated transcript 3
Exons: 3
Coding region: 21-449 (142 amino acids)
Biological process (GO): cellular response to starvation; adult feeding behavior; negative regulation of appetite
Molecular function (GO): neuropeptide hormone activity
Source: RefSeq, a predicted model, not a curated record